Messenger RNA from Oppia nitens, 1645 nucleotides. RefSeq lists its product as uncharacterized. The coding region runs from base 541 to 1530 and encodes 329 amino acids. NCBI's taxonomy places the organism in Eukaryota, Metazoa, Arthropoda, Arachnida, Sarcoptiformes, Oppiidae. The transcript is spliced from 2 exons. The record is from RefSeq and is a predicted model, not a curated record.
UCAGGAGCUCAAGUGGUCAUCAAUUUAUUUGUGACCAAACAGUUUGGUCAACAAAUCAUACAAUUAUUUCCAACGAAUCAAAACAAAUGCAAUAUUUUAUCCAUAAAUUACACAUAACUUUGAUGUCAACUAAAAAUUAAAUUCAAUUUAUCGCUAAUUUUUUGGAUCAAUUUGUGUCCAAUCAAUGUAUUCAAUGUGUGAUAUUGAUUGUUGUCAUUAUAAAUGAAAGUUUGGAUCAAUUGGUGAUCAUUUGAUUAUAUAUUGUGUCAAUCAAUCAAUCAAUCAUUAAUUGAAGUCAUCAUUGAAUUUGAGUUUAUUAUGAAAUUCAUUGUCAAUGAAAACCACGUGAACUCAAAACAGAUUAAGAGUUGAGUUAUUAUUUUGCGCUCAAAAGCACUGACUGUUUGUCUGUUUGUUUGUCUGACUCUAUGAUUGACUGACUGUUUGUUUGAUUGGCUUUUGCUCUCAAUUUGUCUUUACUUUCAGUCAUUUGUUUUGCUUUUACUCUUCUGUCCGACACUUUGUUUGUGUCAGUCAUUGAUGACAAUAACAAUGGUCACAGACGAUGAUAUUGAUGACUAUUUGGUCUCCAUUUUUAUCGAAGAAACAUUUGCUAAGAAUGAACCGAUAAGAGAGAAACCAAUUCAAACAAUAAUAUCAAAGGUAUGGAUCAAAGACAAGCGCCCGAAGAAGGAAGUGGUUCAGGGCGUUGAAGUUAAGAUAGAACCAGAGUCUAGACUUACCAUUAAUGAUAGGUUUACCCAAUUGGGUAAAUUGAGACAAGAAGCAGGUAUUGUGUUUGAAACAGACGAUAUCAACGAUGACGACGAAGAUUUUGAGGACAUUGAAGAAGAAGAAGAAGACGAAAUGACAAAUGAAGAGUUAAAUUUAGGUAAAUCCCAAUCGAUUAGUCGCCCAAAUAAACGCAAUAUUACUAUCAAUUUGGCAAAGAAGUUAAAAAAGAGAUCGAUAGCCAAUCGGUUGGGCAUCGCUUAUGUACCAACAAAUGCUCGACGAAGACUUAAUAAUAAAGUAUCGAUAGUCAAGAAGAGUUGGUCAGAAAAAUUUGGUCAACUUUUGGCUGCCCGUAAACUCUUGUAUUUGCCUUUACUUAACCGAAAGUAUAACUCCGGACCGAAGCGAACCCGCGAAGAACUCGAUGUCGAGUUGGAUCUCUAUAUGGCGGAAGUACGCGAAAGAAAAGCCCAACUUAUGGCUAAUGAAAUUUCAAAUGCUAUGAAUGGCAAUACUAAUGGUCUGGAAAAUGGCAUCACAAUUGUUGAUCCCAAACGAGUGUUUGGCAACAGAUUGAAAAUCUUGAAACCAAAGCCAAAGGAAGAACCGGAACCAGAGAUAACUAAAGAGUCAUUAGAUAUGGAGAUUGAAUCAUAUAUGGGACUAAAGGGAGAGUCCAGUGUUGUUAGUAGUAAUGGUUCUCCAGAUCAGGUAAAUCGCGAGUCUCUGGACAUGGAUUUGGACUCAUAUAUGGCAACAGUUAGACGAAGAAACAAAAACGCAAUUAAGACCUGAUUUUAAAUGGUGUCAUCAAUCAUGUCAUUAACCAAUGUUUAAUAAUUCAGAUAUUUAGUGAUUUCUUAUUUUUUUUAUAAAUAUCAUUUGUUUUUUGUUUGUUAUUUGACAUCAU